AUGUUCCCUGAUUCAACCAUCGCAGCCCAGGUGGCCCUCAAAAGAAAAAAAUGUUCGCAGCAAACAAAAGUUUUAGGAGAACUUCUUGCCAAGCAAUUGGCAAGAAAGUUACAACUUAAUAAAUUUAGCCUGAUCAUAGAUGAGACGACCGACUGCACAGCUGAUAGAGCAUGUGCCUUAAUUGUCAAGUAUUUCGACAAAGAGACCAAUACAAUUAAGACGUCCAUGCUAGACAUCAUUAGCUUGUAUGAUGAGAAUGAUGGAUCGUCAGGGGUGUCUUUAUUCAACCUCAUUACAAAAACCCUGAAUACCUACCAGAUCCCUCUCACGAAUAUGGUCGGAUUUGCUGCUGAUGGGGCAUCAAACAUCAUGGGUGCUGUAAAUUCUGUGAGCAGUAGACUAAAAGCGCACAUGCCUGGCAUCACCAUCUUUAAGUGUGUGGCUCACAGCAUACACUUGUGUAGCAGCGAAGCAGCGAAAACGCUUCCAAGGACCUGCGAAGAACUGGUCCGAAAUGUUUACACCUUUUUCUGCCAUAGCGCAAAAAGGAAAUAUGAAUUCAAAGAAUAUCAGUGGCAGCCACUAAAGCUCUAUUUUAAUGGUAUCAGGCUUGAUGAAAAAUUGUCAUCAAUUGACAGAAUUUGUGAGGCCAUGGAUAAUCAAGCCAUUUACUGCUACCUGAAAUUUUUAAAUUAUAUGUUGCCACAUCUGAACAGAGUGACUUUGGUGUUUCAGGCCAAAGGACCGACACUACACUUGGCCCAUGACAUUCUUCCAAAUUCAUAUCUAAAGUUGCUGAAUUAUCUCUGCCAGCCAACAGCACUACAGAAAAUGAAACCAAAUGAAAUCAACCCUGCAGACCAAACCAUUCAUCUACCAAUAAAUCAAAUUUACCUAGGGGAGGAUGUACACAGCCUCUUCCAAGCACCAAACUAUAAAAACCACAAGUUGGUUACAGAGAUUAAAACCACCUGUAGAACCUUCCUAAUAACCGUGUGCCAGCAAAUAAGAAAACGGUUUGACAAAUAA
Penaeus vannamei (Pacific white shrimp) is the source of this 1029-nucleotide messenger RNA. Lineage: Eukaryota; Metazoa; Arthropoda; Malacostraca; Decapoda; Penaeidae. The record is from RefSeq and is a predicted model, not a curated record.